Molecule: messenger RNA, 7833 nt
Organism: Pecten maximus
Lineage: Eukaryota; Metazoa; Mollusca; Bivalvia; Pectinida; Pectinidae
Product: ras-related protein Rab-38-like
Exons: 6
Coding region: 289-1089 (266 amino acids)
Biological process (GO): endosome to lysosome transport; phagosome-lysosome fusion
Cellular component (GO): trans-Golgi network; late endosome; phagocytic vesicle
Molecular function (GO): GTP binding; GTPase activity
Source: RefSeq, a predicted model, not a curated record
CAUAAGUCACUAUGGACAUCAGUAUAUAUAUAUUCACAUUGUUUAACUCUGACUGGUGGAAACCAUUUCAAAGACAAACAAAUGUUGAGUCUGAUCUUUAAAUUACUCUAUACAUAUACAAUUCUACAUGGCUUUGUCAGGUUACAUUUGGCGACUGACGUUUUCUUCGUUAAAAACAUCUGAAAAAUCAUCUGAUUCAGAGGCAAAGUCACAAGUUGUUUCAGCAUCAACUGAAUGUAUUAAGGGUUUAUUUUGAGUUGGUUGAGAAUAUCUCAAUUCAUUCUUAUCAUGCCAAGAAGAAAAUUAGAGACAAACAGGAAUCUGUCGCUGUUUGAAGUUGGAACUUCUGACUUCAGUCGGAGGAGAUUUGGAGACAGCGCUUCCUCUGAGUUUGAGGAAAUUGAUUUUCGUGAUUACAGUAAGGCAGUAAUGGCUGGAGCCACAGAGAACGCUAAGAAAGAACAUUUGUACAAAAUCUUGGUCAUCGGGGAGCUUGGGACCGGGAAAACCAGUAUCAUUAAACGCUAUGUUCAUCAGUUCUUCUCCCAGCACUACAGAGCUACAAUAGGUGUAGAUUUUGCAUUGAAAGUGUUGAAUUGGGAUGCUGAGACGAUUGUACGGCUUCAACUAUGGGAUAUUGCAGGCCAGGAGCGGUUUGGGAACAUGACCCGGGUUUACUAUCGAGAGGCUGUAGGUUGUAUAAUAGUUUUUGAUGUCACAAGAGCGUCCACAUUUGAUGCAGUCACAAAAUGGAAAGGUGAUCUUGACAGCAAGGUCCAGUUAGCGGACGGCAGCCCAGUACCCUGUGUUCUACUUGCCAAUAAGUGUGACCAAGCAAAAGAAGGACUAGUCAAUAAUUCAUCACAUAUGGAUGAGUUCUGUCGAGAAAAGGGAUUCGUCGGCUGGUUUGAGACCUCAGCUAAAGAAAACAUUAAUAUUGAUGAAUCCACAAGAUUCUUAGUAAAUAAGAUAUUACAAAACGAUCAAAACAUACGAGGUGAAGAUGAAAACGACCCCAGCAAAAUUGAUUUAAAUGAUGAAGAUCGCUUCCGAAAAUCCAAGAAAAGUGAUGGUGGUUGUUGUUCUUAGCAACUAGAAAAAAAAAUAAAAUGCAAAAAAAUUCAAUCCUCUUGUGAGCUAGCAACAUCUGGGUAAUUAUAUAAACUGAUGUUUUAUUACCACUUGUGUGAUACAUAUGUUGUUACUGUCUGUAUGAUAAAUUUGUUUCUGAGGAACGGAUUACCAGGUAUGUGAAUAGAUGUGAGAAACAGAAUAUGUAAAUAGAAUGGGAAGUGGCUGUAAGAGUAACAGAUUAUAUGAAUGAGCAUGCAUGGUGAAGAUUUUAAGAAUAAGAAAACAAGAUUCAAGCGGUUGUUUACUGUUUAAAUACCAUUGCCAUCUCUCCCAACAUAUAUUACCUACUCAAAGGAAAAUGCUUGUGUAUUUUGGCUGAUUUUGAGAUCUUAAGUGGUUUCUGCAGUCAACCUGGUUAAUAUCUUGUGAUGUCAACAAAUAUGCCAGGCAUUUUGACAUGUGAACUUUUGUCAAUGAAUUUAGGUAUAUUUAUUGAAUUGACGACCUGUAAGUGUUUUUAAAGUACCACAAUUAAAUUUUCAUGAUAUAAUCAAUAAAAUAUCAUGAUUUAAAAAAAAAUUAUACUCCAAAUAUGUUGCACCACUGUCCUUGGAUAGAGAUUCAAUGAAAAGAAAAACCUUGAAAAUCACAUGAAAAUUCGAUGAAACCUUCAAAACUUAUUACCAAGAUAUGAAAUACUGAUUUAACAUUUUCAUGAUGUCAUUAAAAAGUAAUGAGAUAUACUGCCAAUGAAAAACUCAACAAUGUGAAAUAUUUUCAUGGUCAUGAUUUCCUGUGAUACCUUAAUUAGUACCUGUAUUCAUAGUCAUUAAAUAAACAUUAAUUCAGGGUCAUGAACAGAAGAUGUAGCAAGGUAUUUUCAUUUCAUUUUCAUAGACAAUUUUUCAGAAGGGUUGAAAGUGAUAUAUAAAAUUGGCUCAGGGGAGAGAACUAUAGUAGACUUAAAUAAUCGGUAUAUAAAAGCAGUGCUUAUUAUUACGUUUGUUUCUUUGUAUAUCAAGGAAACCCUGUCUGAAAUGAUAUACUUUGUUAACACGAUUGUUUCAAUUGCAUGUUAUUUUAUUUCUGUAGAUGUUAUAUAUGUUUUGAUGGUUCAAAUUACCAAAAUUUUACAAAAUAUUUGAAUCAAAAUAGAUAUUUUCAACAAAAGUUUCCUAUUUCAUUUAUUUUAAGGUAUCUUUCUUUUGCAAUUUCAUUUGUUGCAGAAAAACUGUUUUAACAGUAAUUUGAUAUUAAUAAACUCUUUUGGGUAAAAAUUUAGUCCCUUUAUUUUUGGCUUUGGUAUAGGAAUUGCUGGGUGCUAAUUAAAACUGAAAGAAAGUCAUAUUAUAAAAUUGACUUUUAAUGUUUCUAUACCGAUUUAUACAAACACCAGGUCAGAAAUAUGAUUGUCUAUGAUAUAAAUCUGUUACAACGAUAACAAAAAAAGAUAUUAAAGAUAAAAUGUUUUUUGUUUUAAGUUAAUUAUUGUAGAUAUGUGUAUUAGAGUAUUAAGAGACAAGACAUAUUCUGCAUGAGGAUUAUUCCCUUUGAAAUUGUUACUUGAUUCAUGAAUCAAACCCCAAAAGUUUAUAUAUGAAAAUAAAUUUGAAAUACAUGUAAAUCUUUCCCCAUUGUCAAUAUUGUAAAAGUGAUUCUUUUCUUCACAGAUACAAAUGUACUUUAAAUAUAUCUCUCUGUUUUACUUCAAUCUUUUGGUAAAGCCUGAAAAAUUCAACCAUCAGAAAAAUAUAGUAUCUUUAUUGUUUUUAAUUGAUUGUGUAAACGUUUGUAUGCAAGGAUGUGUGGACUUAUUUCAGUAAGAUUCGUAGGUUAUGAGUAUUAUACUCAGUGGUGCGGUUAUUGCCUAUGGUUAUGAUUUCUUUGCUAAUUUAAUUCUUUAAAACUAUAAAGUGAUUGUAUAAUUAUAUAUACAUGUAUUUUAUGCAGUAUUAAUAUAUACCCCCUUUUUACUCACCUUAAAUAAAAUCAGUAAUUAAUUAUAUCUGAAUUUCAUUUUGUCCUUGAUUCACUAUUUAGUGAAUAAGUCGUCUACUAGCAUGUGCUAGUCCUACAUCUAAAGAAAAACUUGUCAAAAUAUCUUCCUUUUCCGAUUCUGUAACAUUGCUAGGAUAAUAUCAGAAUGGAUUAGGGACACUUUUUGCCAUCCGUUAAUAUUGAGACCGAAAAACCAAUAUAUAAGUCUCCCGAUAGUUUUUUUUUCCAAAUACUCGAUUAUUCACCAAUGUAUAUAAAACAUGAGAAAAACAUAUAAUGUAAAGAGUUUUCAGAUAGUGUUUACCAAUCUUUAAUUAUGUGUGGUUUUGAAGGAGUAUGAUUUUUUUUAAAGAGUGGUUGUUAAGAAUUUCUCCCAUUUCUUCAAAGAAAUACGACGUAGUCAUGGGGAUUCAGAAUCUUGUUCAUAUACAAUUGCAAGUUACUUCAGUAUUACAACAAAGCCCUUUCAAUACUAUUACGUCAUAUAGUAAGAGCAAAAUGAAAUGUGAUUUUGGGAUUGGUUGAAAAUACGUCAUCCGAUGAAAAACUAAAAUGGUCAGAAGGACGUAGAUAUUAUGUACAUGUAGUACGAAUUAGGAUGAAAUUGAAUAUCACCACGUCUGCUCAGGACAAUGGACAAAGAAUCGCUGUUUCGGGAAAUACAAAUAAUAUACUAUAUGUAAUAUAUUCGUAUAAAAAAUAAACGGGCUAAAAUUAAAUAAGAUUUUAAUUGCACUCCUCUUUAAAGUUGGUAAAAUUCGUAAGAAAUUUUCACACAUAAGUUUAACUGCUUUACACUAAAAGGAGUAUAGCCGCAGUUCCAGAGAUUAUUUCAGAAUAAUUUACAUGUUUUGAUCUACAGAUCGACCUGUGCGAUACCUUAACGGUUAGCCCGAGUUUCCUCUGGCCCUGACACCAUGUCUGGUGUAGGCAGAUGGUGUCAGGGCCAGAGGAAACUUGGGCUACAUAACGGUAAAUUUUACAACAUCUAUAAGUAUGUUUUCCAGAACAUUUUAUUCUCCCCAAGUCUGAUGAUAAUCGGGUAUUUUGUUUUGUUUCUGCAGAUGUAUUUUCAAAAUGUACAGUAACGUUAACUUUGCCGGCUAUCUUUUUGAAGAAACAACUUGUUUUUGUACCUGUCUUUUAUUUAUUGCGAAUUUCUCCUACUCCUGAUAGUCAACCUAAUAAAAUCCUCAAAAUGUGAUAUGAAACAAUUUUGACGUAAACAAAAAUACUGUUGUUUUUUUCUUUGAAAGUAAAGGUUUCCUCAAAACACAUUUGGUGUUAGACUCAAAUUUGAAAAUCAAAAGCCCUCAUAAAUAUGUAAAUCAAUGUCUGAGGGACUGGAGGCAAUUUCAAACUAAUUGAAAACACAUUUCCUUGAACGGAAACUUAAUGUACAACAACUUACAAUAGAGUAUAUAUACCAUGUUCUUAAAGAAUCAUCAAAUUGCUGUAUUCUUUAUAAUAAUGUUAUAUUUACCAAAGUGUAGAAGUAAGUCACUGCAUCUAAUAGGAAUUUUUAUUUUUACCAUUAUCAUUGAUUUCUUAUUUCGGUUCAUUUGCCUCAAAACUGUCGGUAAACAUCUGCAGCCAAAAUAUAUUGACUGUGUUUUUCAAAGUUCUGAAUAGUUCAAAAACUUUCUAUUAAUGACAACUGUAUUUUUAUUUUACUAGAAAAAACAUAAUCUGUAAAAACUACUUUGCAUUCACCUGUGUAUAUUCUAUGCAAUGAUUUGAAGAUAUCCAUCGUGAUAAAUUAAUGUUAUAAACUAACCCUUCAGUUGAUUAGUCGAUUCAUCAACUGUUUUAAACUAUAUUUUUUAAAAGAUAUAAUUCGUAUGUUGAUGAAUUAUCUUCUCGCUGCAAUUCUUAUGCUGAUUCUUUACCCUUAAGAAGAUGAUAGAUUUAAAUCAUUUAUGUUCUGUUAAUACUUUUUCUCACUGGAAAGUCCCCCCUCACUCAAAGACAGAUCUCACGAUUUCAUCAGGGUUCCCUUAUAAAGGCAUGCAAUACUUAGAAUGUUUCAAAAAACAAAAUCAAAUUUCGGAAUCUAAACAAAUCUUACCAAUGUUCUAAUUUUCAUUGAAUAUCAUCAAAUCCCAAUUCCUAAAUAACAAAAUUAUAUAAUGUAGUCUUUUAACACUUGCACUCUGAUAGUUAUGGAGUAAAAUUGAUUUUAAAGCUUUUUGAAAGCAUUUGAAACAAACUUUCGCCCAAAUUUCGAAGGUAUAUAUAAGGUGUCAUUUCAUCACUUCAGAUUGGCCAUACUGCACGCAUCCAUGUUUGAAAACGAAUGAAACCCCGUGCUGAAACGUAUUGUUAAUAUAUAACUUAGUACGUAGUGAUGCUAUGGAAUUUGAUGUGUUCUUAAGAGUUGAGAGAUUAUGUAUUGUGCUUUGAGUAAAUCUCAAAAACAGGAGAUGAAUUUAGCACAAGUCUAAGCCGUUGAUACAUUGUAGAUGUUUUAAAUUGUUUUUAAUGUAUACAGUUAUUAACGUGAUUAUUUUGUAUUUGUUAGAUAUACAUGCAUAACAUUUGCAAAUAUUCAUAUUAUAUACAUGUACAUUUUGUAUAUAUAUAACACUUUGAUUUCUUGUGCAUUGCCCGUGGAUUUAAGACAAUAAAAAUGUCAUCUGCGGGCUAUGUGGUGAAGCGGGAUAUCUGACAAUUUGUCCCCCCCCCCCCCAAAAAAAAGAUAAAUGAAAUAAAAUAAAGAUAAAUGCUGCAGGCUAUAAGAUAUCUAUCGAUUCCACUAUUCGUGUUUCCUUGGUGUACUAAAGGUACCGAUGUUGCUGUUUACGACAGAAAUAUGAAUGGCACAUAUACCCGUGUGGACAUAUCAAGUAAAUACAUUUAAAGACAUUGUUUUCUUGUCAAGGCAAUACAGGUCUCAGCAGUGAGAGCUUAACUCACAGAGCGAGGUUUUCUCCUGAUAGUUAACAUGUACUUAAUUGCGUAACAGAUAACCCGCUAGCAAUGCUGGACCGAGCGCCUGCAGAUUUUAAAUUAUAACACCAUAAUUUUGGCUUGUGCGGGUAGUCUGACGAAGAGGACAAUUCACAGCGAAAUAGCGUAUUAUAUGUACAGUAGUGAAUUUGGUAUUCCACGGCUCGCCUUCUAAAAUUCAGGUAAACUUAUACAUGAUGAAGGUGGGAAAUCAGGUAUAGUGUUUUAGAGAUAUUAACUUUAUUUAAGAUAUUCCACAAAUUAUUCCAACUUAAGUCUUUUUAAGCUUUAUCUGGUUUCUAAUACUUACAUGUAGUUGUACAAUGCAUGUAAUGGAUUAAAUGUAGUCAACUGACCUGUAAUAAGUAUGUAACCAAUACAUCAAAGAACAACUUUGAUGAACAGUAGGGUUUAUCAUUAUACAAUGUAUCAUUUUUUUAUGAAUUUGCAAUUAUAUUUGUGUUAAUGGAAGACCAUUGAGUCCAUGCAAUAUCAUAAACAAACGAACUUCUAACCUAGAAUGUUUAUUUAUUUGUUUUAUUUUUUAUGUGCAAAUGAAUAUUCAUUUACACUGUAAUUCUAGAUACAUGUAACACUAAACUGUAAACCAACAAAUCUUAGCAUGUGAAUUAUUUUUGCGUUUUUCGUAGGUGAUCAAAAUUCAUGAAGAUUUAUCCCGCGAAAUAGUUUCAAUCACACGCACAGUAGGCCUUUUUAUGACUGUAACUCGCGAAAUUAAAUCUUCACGAAAAAAACGUCAUGAAAUAAACAUUAGUUGGUUUACAGUAUUGAGUUAUUUAUCAUAUUGUCAUUUAUGAUUUACAGCAUAGAAAUGAGUACUUUCGGUGUAUUAUUUGUAUAUUGGCGUACGUAGCUCGUAAAGGCUAUGGUUACAGGUCAAUCACCUUUUUACGUUAUCAAUAUACAUGUAAUGGUGUGUUUGGAAAGACAGUUCAUCUCUACGUCUUUGGAUAAUAUGGGAGUCUCCCUCAACAUGUUCACUGAGGUAGCCACCAGCUAGUGCAAGCGGACUCCCUCUCAACAUCACAAAUAGACAUUGGCUAUUCACUGAGAUGAUGAACGCAGUAAAAACCCAACAAAAACAAACAAAACAAAAUCCUAAUUUUAAUUUUUUUUUACUAAUGUAAUUGUCUUCCAAACGAAUAUAUAAAGAGUAAUUUGGUGUUGUUGCUUUUUUGUAUGUUUUUGAGUACAUUACUUUAACUAGAUGAAAGAAAUGACUCGGUUACUUAACGCUGCCCAGUGAUAUUAAAAUGUAAUUUUUCUUGUGAGUAUUACUUUGAAUAUUAGUUAAUGCGAAGAUUUCGUCAUUGAAUCACAAGACAUUUUCUUUUUUUUUUCAUUCUGUUUGCAUAUGUUAUGUUUUGUUAGAUUCGUAUAUUUCCACGUUGUUUGGUGCUACAAACAUAGCGUGUAGUAUUCCAUACUAUUACUGCAUAGCUCGUAAAUUCACGUGAGAUUCGAUCGGGGUAAUUGAUUACAGCGUAAAAUAGACGUAGCGAAUAUAGAAAUGUUUGCUGCAUGACGUGUACAAGGCAUGUGUGCGCGAAAUUUAAUAACCACGAACUAUAGUGUUCAGUGUUAAUCUGACAAAAUAUAAGCCCAGGGAAAUUUACCAACGAUAGAGUAAAGUUUUAUAAAAUGUAGCAUGUUAUGAUUUAUUACAAACAGAUAUAUUUAUUUUAUCAUUAUUAUUAUAAUAAGUUGUAUGUAGACAAAACAUUUAAAUGAUGUAAUAAGAAUGGAAUCAUUUGUGUAUGUAUUAUGUAAGUAAAAUUCUUAUGAAGAGAG